Seriola aureovittata is the source of this 4683-nucleotide messenger RNA. RefSeq names its product syntaxin binding protein 4 (gene stxbp4). The coding region runs from base 494 to 2611 and encodes 705 amino acids. Gene Ontology annotation, biological process: regulation of insulin secretion involved in cellular response to glucose stimulus; insulin receptor signaling pathway. Gene Ontology annotation, cellular component: cytoplasmic vesicle. Lineage: Eukaryota; Metazoa; Chordata; Actinopteri; Carangiformes; Carangidae. The transcript has 21 exons. Gene Ontology annotation, molecular function: syntaxin binding. The record is from RefSeq and is a predicted model, not a curated record.
CAGAGAGGCAACGCUUUAAGCUGCUUCCGCUGUUUUUAACUGUAACACUUUAAUCUUUUAGCUGAAGAAUGGAGCCUUCAGUAAAUGCAGCCUUUUCUACAGCAUGCUUCCUCUCCAACGUGUGUGUGCAUAUGCUUAUGUUGUACGUGUGUGUGCGUGUGUGUGUGAGAGAAAGAGAGAGAGAGAGAGAGAGAGAGAGAGACGGACGGACGGGUAUCAGCAUGGAUUAGUGAGUAAAGGUAAGCGUGUGUCUCUCCCUGUCUCGGCGGAUUUCCAUCCCUCUCCUCCUCUCUCUCCGGUCACACACACCGACCUGGUUUGAACCACCGCUGCCGUCUCAUCUCAUCCCGUCUUCUCCGCCGAAACACCCGCUGCUGUCUCAUGGCGGCUCCUGUUUGUGUGUGAGAGUGUGUGUGUGAGUGUGUGUGUGUGUGUGUGUGUGUGACUGAUUGGUUGGGUGUUUUUUUUUUUUUCGGUGUCGGACCGUCGUGCGAUGCCAUUACUCCCUCAGGAGGCUGAGAGAUUCGAUGGGCUGUCUCUACUCUACUGGACGAUCAUGGGCCCGCACGGCAUCAACCGAGCCGUACAGAGGCUGGAGUUCUGCGACUGCAAGAAAGGACUCGGUGUGAAAAUAAUCGGAGGUUACCGAGAGCUGACGGGAGAGGAGUUUGGUAUCUACAUCAAGCGCGUGAUAGCCGGUGGUUUGGCAGCCAUGGACGGUCGGCUUAAGUCAGGUGACCUGAUUUUGGAUGUCAAUAACAUCAGUCUUAUAGGAGUGACCAAUGACAGGGCGGUGGAGAUCUUGAGGACAGCCUCACUCUCUAAUCACAUGUCCCUGCUCAUCGCCAGAGACGAUGAAUCCAGGAGGGAGUUUGCUGAGUUGAUGGAGAAGUAUGGUUCCAAUAAUUUCACAGCUUCAGGACGAAUCUCUCCCACUCAGCUCUCCACAGGGAAGCUGACAGACACCGCCUCCUCCUCCUCCUCCUCCAGAUCGGAAAGCCCCCAGCUCCUCAGUCCUAAAGAGGGGGUCACCGCAUACACCCACGCCCCUCCUUACACUGCCAACCCCCCCUACGCCGUGCACGCGCCCAUGCACGCCUUCAGUGACAGUGUCAUUCAGUUGAUAUGUGUUGCCAAGGGAACAGGCCUGGGGCUCGUCAUCAAGGGGGGAGCCAACCGUGCCGAAGGACCAAUGGUGUUCAUUCAGGAAAUAGUGCCUGGAGGAGACUGCCAGAAGGAUGGCAGGCUGCAGGUCGGAGACCAGCUGGUGUCCAUUAACAAAGAGUCCCUUAUCGGAGUGACGUAUGAGGAGGCCAGGAGCAUCCUGACACGCACUAAACUCAGACCAGACCCUACGGUGGAAAUUGCCUUCAUCAGGCGGAGGUCAUCCUCCAGCUCCAGCAGCGGGCCUCACAGCCCUAUCUCCCUCCAGGGGUCUGGAGUUGGAGGCGGACCCCAGACGAGGCCCCCUGGACUGGGCACCGCACCUUCACAGCCAGCCGUGGUCACCAAGAUCACCUCCAGCCCACACCCCGCCAGUGAAACCCUGCCAGCAGUCAACGUCAGCCAGGUGCGAGUGUCUCCAGCCAGAACAGAGCAGACACAUGUCUCCUCCCCGCCAGAGAGUGACAGUGUCCCUGAUGCCAACCCUGAGCCUGGCAGCAGUCAGCCUCCUCAGAGGAAGUGCUCCCUCAGUGCUAGCUGUCGCCUGAAACUGGAGAGGUUGGAGCAGGCUCUGGAUCUGGUUGGUCUGAAGCCCACAGAAACUCAGCGGCAGGCGCUUAGGUCCAGACUACGAGCUGAUCCAGCGGGGACGGUGGCCUUCACAGACUUUGAGAGCCUGAUCAGGGAGCUGUUCAAGCCUCAGCUGGAGGAGUUGGCCGUCAGCCAGCCGGGGUCAAGGUUCACAUCUGAUGACCUGUCCAGUUUGUUGGAGUCGCCCACCAACCCACUGCCGUCACUGUCAGACUCUGAGGACCUAGAGGAGAUGGAGAGGCUGAGGAAAGAGCACAUCGAGGCUCUGAGGGAGAUCAAGAGGCUGCAGGAGCAGCUGGUUGAGUCUCAGCGGGUUCACCAUCAGAUGGAGGAGGAGCUCAGUAAAGUCAAACAGGAAGUAAAACUGGGAGCAGAGGAGAGUCGGGCCCUGAGGACUCGGAUCCAGCUGGCCGAGGCGGCCCAGAAGCAGGCCAGGGGGAUGGAGAUGGACUACGAGGAGGUGAUUCACCUGCUGGAGGCCGAGAUCGCUGAGUUGAAGACUCAGAGGGUGGAGCAACCAGCGCAGAUCAAUAAGCAGGAGGAGAUGGAGGAGCUGAAGAAGAGGGUGGCUGUCCUGGAGUGUCAGCUACGGAAGAGCGAAGCUGCCAAAAAGGGCUUUGAGAUGUCAACAGGAAAACUGCUGAGUUUUGUCGAGAACGUUCAAGAGUUUCUGCUCGAAAGUCACGGACCAACCAAGAGUUACAGCUCUGGAGAUGUUAAAGUCGGGGCAUCGUCUCAAGGCCUCCCCUCUCGCUACAAGAAGAGUCCGUGGACGGCGGCCACGCUGGCCCAGGAGGCGAAGGACCUCACACGGACUGUCAGAGCCAUUCUGGAGGUGGACUUGCUGACCUUCUAGAGGACCCGACUGUUGGAGAACAAAGUCGGCGAGGCUCUGAGACGUCAGCAGGAGCUCAACAGCCAACCAUGAAUUCUCUUCCCUGACAACUCCUCAUCUCCUCAGUACCUGCUAGCAACGGACUCAUGUCUUAUCUCUGCAUGAAACACUGUUUUGUUUCUGUGAAGCAUUUAUCACUGCACAUCUGCUGAAUAGUCACUGAACUGUGGCUUUGUUCCGGUGUUUUCACCUGCGUACAUCAAUGUACAAGUUCAAACAUGGAAGCUGUUUGUCACUUUGUCAGUUUUGUCUCAUGAGAAACGUUUAUGCAGGUUGAUACACUGGAAGGAGACCGCUGUAAUGUUGGGUUAGGACUUCCUGAACGUUUAACAGUUUGGUCCAUUCAGCCUUGUAAUCAUGUGAUGAGAAAAACAGAGUAACAUCAUCAGGUCCACCUGCUGAACCUUCAAAGAAAUUACAGCAAGAAUUGAUCGUCCAGGACUCAAUGAUCAGUUUAUUAUUAAUUUUACGACUGAGUUUCAGGGAGGUCUCUCUUAAAUUUUCUUUAACUUUUAUUCUUGAAAUAUUAUGAAUUAUAUCUCAAAAUACAACUUUUCUCUGAGAAUAAUACAUUUUUUUCUUAAAAUAUUUAAAUUUUAUUCUGAAAAUGUCCAAUUAUUUCCCCUUAUCAGUGGACAUUAGCACUUAUAAAUGUUAAUAAGUGGUUUCAAGAUGGAGUUUGGUCCAGUUGGCCAAACAGUCCAUUGAAGAGGUCUCCCUAAUGAAUUAAAGAUUAAAGGACCUAUAUGUAAGUUUUGCUAUUGCUACAUAGAUAACAUUAGCAUUAACAGGUGUUUACUUACCAGUCAAGAAGAAACGUUGCAAGCGGUCUCGAGCAGUGGAAAUGAACCCUCUUGUUUUGCUUCUAUUGCCAAUACUUAUUUUCUUCUAUUGGAGUUAGCAUGCUAACCUGCAAGCCCCAGCCUGGGUUGGCCUGUAUCAUCACUUUCCAAUACCAAAUCACUGUAGCGCCCAGCCCUGAAGAGGUGGCAUGUAUUAUAACCUCUUGGCUAGCAAACGCAACGAUGGCCAAAGCUUUUGUCAAGUCUAGUAAGUAAACGGUUGUUAUUGCUAACAUGAGCUAUGUAGCAAUAGCAACAACUUACAAAUAGCUCCUUUAAAAUUGCCAAUAAAAUUGGUAUCAAAACACUCGUCACAUAGUAAUGUGAGGCAUGGUCAGAACUGUCAAAACUUUGGUGUAGUCCUUUGAAUAUGACUUAGUUUACCUUCCUUUAAAUGGUCUCUGUAGCAUCAAUAAAUACCUUCAUUUAAGAAGCAAUAACACUAUAACACAUCAAUGUUACGAUAUCAUAGGAUUGCCAUUUACCGUAGCAGGUGCUCUCUUCCGGAGCGACUUACUCCAUUUAGAAAACACCUCACUGUAGCUCUGUCAGUUAUCUGAUCAAUGUAUAGCUUUAUGUUUGAGUGGCUGAACGCUUGUGUUCGUGCAGUAGAUUAGCCAGCGAAGCAAAUCCUGGAAAUAUCAUCAAACAGUAGAGGAGGAGAAAUCCUGAAAACCUCACUCACCUACAAACACAAGGUCAGGAAGGACGAAGGAGCUUUGACGUUUCAAACAGGAAGUACAGCCAGCAGAGUUCUGAUACCAGCAACGAUGUAAGGGCAGCUCUGGCCUGAUUGGACUCUUUAGACGCUUUUGUCAUGUUUGGAGAUAUUUGCUGUAAAUCCUUUGUCUUUUUUUGGAGUAAAUAUUCGGAAACAAACUGUCCACAUAUCCUGAGUUCUUCUUUGUGAAGAGGAACAGCCACUUCAAGCUCAAACUGGGUCAAAUUCAGUUUUAGUGUCUGGAUUAUUUUGACUGUAGCUGCAGGAAAAGUCUCAAUUUGUUUAGUCUGAUGAACAAACUUGUAACUGAUAUAAUGAAAUGAAAAAAGGUUAAGAAGCUGUUGUUCCUUACCAGAUGGGGCUUGUUUGAAAUGCAAAGACUAAAAGCACUAACCUUAUGUCAGAAAACCAAACAGGAAGUUUACUGUGAAACUUAUUUUUUUGUUGUAUUAAAAAAACCCUCCUGCUCA